Molecule: messenger RNA, 1156 nt
Organism: Ziziphus jujuba (common jujube)
Lineage: Eukaryota; Viridiplantae; Streptophyta; Magnoliopsida; Rosales; Rhamnaceae
Product: GCN5-related N-acetyltransferase 1, chloroplastic
Exons: 1
Coding region: 387-983 (198 amino acids)
Cellular component (GO): cytoplasm
Molecular function (GO): N-acetyltransferase activity
Source: RefSeq, a predicted model, not a curated record
UAGAUAAAAAUGCAAAUUUUUUUUAACAAAAUACUAUCAGCUAAUAGAAUUUUGAACGGUUAUAAAAUUGACAAUUCUUUAAUCGAUUCAUUUAUUAUAUUCAGAGAAUUAAAUAAUUCAUAUUAAAAAUACACCCCAAAAAAAAAAAUUUUGAUGAAAUAUCAAUUUUCAAAAUUAAUAAUCAAGUGGGUUUUUUUUUUUUUUUUUUAAAUAAAAAAUAUUUUUCUGUGCGUUAUAGAUAAUAGAGUCCGACGGUCCAUCACAGCCACAAAACAAAACCUAUAUAAAUCUUUCUCACCUCUCCGACCAGCCCUCUCCGACUAUCAUUUCCUCAAAUUCAAAUACCAAAAAAUAAAAUAAAUUAAAAAAAAAUCUCAAAAAACACAAUGCUAUUACGUGGCGCAAUCUCCUCUCAUCUUCUAUCAUCCUCCACACUCCGAUUCAAAACAACCACCUCUUCCUACCCACAAAACGUCGUCGUCUCAGCCCAAUCCCCACAGCAAUCCUCCACCACCACCACCAAGUUUUCCAUCUCCGACCAAGACCUGGACUCACGAGGCUUCUCCCUCCGCAGCACGGUGAACGACCUCAACCUGGACCAUCUCAACUCGGUCUUCAUGGCGGUCGGGUUCCCGAAGCGGGACCCGGCGAAGAUCAGGGUGGCGCUGGAGAACACGGACGCGCUGCUGUGGGUGGAGUACAGGAAGACGCAGAGGCCGGUGGCGUUCGCUAGGGCUACGGGGGACGGUGUGUUCAACGCGAUCAUCUGGGACGUGGUGGUGGACCCGUCUUUCCAGGGGAUCGGAUUGGGGAAGGCGGUGAUGGAGAGGUUGGUGGAGGAGCUUUUGGGUAAAGGCAUCUGUAACAUCGCUUUGUAUUCGGAGCCCCGGGUUUUGGGUUUCUAUAGGCCUUUGGGUUUUGUUUCGGAUCCUGAUGGGAUCCGAGGAAUGGUGUAUUCUAGAAAACAGAAAAAGAAAAAAUAAUAAUAAUAAUAAUAAUAAUAAAACAUUUAUAAAAAAAAAAAAAAUUCUUUCAUUUUGGCCUAAACUUAGUUAUUGACUUUUCCAAGAUAGUGGUGGUUGGAUGUUAUUAAGGAUUUGGGUAAUUAUUUGUAUUUUAUUAUUUUCCAAAAUAAUAAUUUGCUUAAAUUUAUUAU